Messenger RNA from Closterium sp. NIES-67, 1507 nucleotides. The record is from the annotation of a GenBank genome assembly. Lineage: Eukaryota; Viridiplantae; Streptophyta; Zygnematophyceae; Desmidiales; Closteriaceae.
CUGGACUUAUCAGAGAGCGUCAGCGUUACGUCCCACCACAGUAGUCGCUUCCAAAAUGUCAGGAGCCAUUACUUCAGGGACGUACCGCCAGGUUCCGUUGGUCGCAUUCGCAGGUCUCAAGGGUCGCCAUGCGACUUCGGUCCCAUCGGCGACUGUCCCCUGCCAUCCAGCGACGAAAUCGCUACUCCUUAGGUCGGAACCUCGAGCUCUUGGCUCGUUUACAGGAGCGGGCUGGGCCAUUAGGUCUAGACGACGAUCUCAGGAAGGAACAUCGUGCGGUCGAGAUUUGAGAAGCGGAUUCCGAAAUAUCCGCUGCCUUGUAGAGGCCAUCGCGGAGCAACAGAAGCCGUCCGAUGUAAAUCCACCACGCGCCGCCAGGUCUUGCGAUUCAGCGGGAGUUUCUAGGCGACGAGCCUUCCUCACGGGCGCAGCAGCGCUGGCAGCAGUCGCUGCAGGAACUGAGCCGUGGGGGACUGGAAGCCUCACGGAAUCUGGAGCCGCUCAUGCAGCGGUUCUGCCUCGGGGAGUGGGCGAAGGGCCCCUAUUGGCCGCUGUGAGCGACGAUGAUGAUGACACCGUUGUCAAACUGUUUGAGGAUGCAACAGCUUCAGUGGUGGCGAUUAUGAAUGUGGAGGUGAAUGGCGGCAGCAGGGGGAAAGGAGGAGCGGCUGAGGAGGCUGUGGAAGGAAUUGGCUCCGGAUUUGUCUGGGAUGAAUUUGGUCACAUUGUCACCAACUACCACGUGGUUGCCAAGCUGGCGACUGACACUUCUGGGCGGCAAGCUUGCAGAGUGUCCCUUCUCACCCCCUCGGGCGCCAUGCAAACGUACUCAGCUACUCUCGUUGGCACUGACCCGUCCAGAGACCUCGCUGUACUCAAGGUAGACCUAUUGCAGCCAGUGCCAGCUGCACCGGAUACAACAGCAGCAGAUGGUGCCGUAGAGUUAGCAGCAGCGCCACCAGCACCACCCCUGUACCCCAUCCCUAUAGGUUCAUCGUCUGACCUGAGGGUGGGUCAAAGCUGCUUCGCCAUCGGGAAUCCCUAUGGCCUGCAGCACACGCUCACAGCUGGGGUGAUCAGUGGGCUAGGGAGGGAGAUUCCAGCACCAACAGGGGCUGCAAUCAGGGGAGCGAUUCAGACUGACGCUGCCAUCAAUUCAGGUAACUCGGGUGGCCCUCUGCUUGACUCCUUUGGACGAAUCAUUGGAGUCAACACAGCAACUUUCACUCGAUCAGGGUCUGGCUCUUCAUCUGGAGUCAACUUCGCCAUCCCAGUUGACACUGUGAGGAGAGUGGUGCCUAGACUCAUUGUCUACGGUUCUCCUCGACCACCUGCUGCAUAGGCAUUACAUGCUGCAUUGCUAAUGCCGCAAUGAUUGCGGUUUCAAUUAAUUAUUUAAGGUCUCACUGUUAGGGCUUACCGUUAAUAUGGGACAAAUGCCCUUACGCGUUAAGUGAUGUUUCUUCUUUGACAACUUGGAUGCUUGUAUUAUUCACAAACUUAUGUG